Calidris pugnax (ruff) is the source of this 1682-nucleotide messenger RNA. RefSeq names its product DnaJ heat shock protein family (Hsp40) member A3 (gene DNAJA3). Bases 1 to 1362 code for a protein of 453 amino acids. Gene Ontology annotation, molecular function: heat shock protein binding; ATP binding; protein kinase binding. The record is from RefSeq and is a predicted model, not a curated record. Gene Ontology annotation, cellular component: mitochondrion. Gene Ontology annotation, biological process: mitochondrion organization; response to heat; negative regulation of apoptotic process. NCBI's taxonomy places the organism in Eukaryota, Metazoa, Chordata, Aves, Charadriiformes, Scolopacidae. The transcript has 12 exons.
AUGGUGCUCCGGUGGCACCGAGCCCCCCGCCCCCCCGGCGAUGGACACGCCCCCCCCCUCCGGUGUCCCCGGGCUGUCCCCAGCGCAGGGACGUGCCCCGGCACGGUGAGCGGGGCAGAGACCCCCACACACACCCCGCUAUCACGGGGGCACCCCGGGACCCUCCGCGCAGCCUCCGGGCUGACCCCCGGGACGAAAAGCUCCGCCGCCGCCGCCGCCUCCUCCUUCUCCUCCUUCUUCCACAGCAGCGCCGCGGGCCGCGCCAAGGAGGACUAUUACCAGGUGCUGGGGGUGCCCCGCACCGCCACCCAGAAGGAGAUCAAGAAGGCCUACUACCAGCUGGCAAAGAAGUACCACCCUGACACAAAUAAGGAUGACCCUAAAGCCAAAGAAAAGUUCUCUCAGCUGGCAGAAGCCUACGAGGUACUGAGCGAUGAAGUGAAGCGGAAGCAGUACGAUGCCUACGGCACGGCUAGUUUUGACCCCGGCGCGGCCGGAGCGGGCGCUGGGCGGCAGUACUGGAGCAGCGGCCCGUCCAUUGAUCCGGAAGAGCUUUUCAGAAAAAUCUUCGGAGAGUUUUCGGGAUCCCCUUUUGGCGAUUUUCAGAAUGUCUUUGACCAGCCGCAGGAGUACAUCAUGGAACUGACCUUCACCCAAGCUGCAAAAGGUGUUAACAAGGAGAUUGUGGUGAACAUCAACGACUCCUGCGAGCGAUGCAAUGGCAAGGGGCACGAGCCCGGCACCAAGGCGCAGCGCUGUCACUACUGCAACGGCACCGGCAUGGAGACGAUAAACACCGGCCCCUUCGUAAUGCGCUCCACGUGCCGGCGAUGCAGCGGUCGCGGCUCCAUCAUCACAACGCCCUGCGUGGUGUGUCGGGGCACGGGGCAGACCAAACAGAAGAAGACAGUGAUGGUUCCCGUGCCAGCUGGCGUUGAGGAUGGACAGACAGUUCGGAUGCCCGUGGGGAAGAAAGAAAUUUUCAUUACCUUCAGGGUUCAGAAGAGUUCUGUGUUCAGGAGAAACGGAGCAGAUAUCCAUUCAGACCUGCUUAUUUCGAUAGCCCAGGCCGUUCUGGGAGGCACAGCCCGAUGUCAAGGCUUGUACGAGACAAUCAAUAUCACGAUACCCCCUGGGAUUCAGCCAGACCAGAGAAUCCGAAUGAGUGGGAAAGGCAUUCCCAAGGUUAACAGCUAUGGCUAUGGAGACCACUACAUUCACAUAAAGAUAAAAGUUCCGCAGAGGCUGACGGAUCGCCAGAGAGCCUUAAUGAUGAGCUACGCGGAGGACGAGGCAGACGUGGAGGGCACGGUGAACGGGGUCACAAACACGGCCUCAGGGAAGCGUUCUACCGGGAACUAGGAGCCGGCAGCGGAUGGUCUUUGCGGUCAGGAGUGGAUCUUUCUGGCAGCGGGCUCUGGAGGCCGUCAGGCGGCAGCGCAGGGGGACUCCCAGCUGGAGAGGCUACAAACCACCCAAGCACCAACAGUCGUCAGGAUACACACACCCACCCUCCGUCCUGGGAAACGGUAAUGAAGGAAAACUCCAGCUUUGCAGAAACAUUGGUUGCUCCCCAGUCCUUGCAGCUGCUGGAAGCUUAUUUGGCAAAAAUUAAAACUUGAAGCGUUAUUUAAAAGCCAAACCAGUGGAAAUGUGAAAAAAUAAAAAUUGUCCUUCCAGCA